Molecule: messenger RNA, 794 nt
Organism: Sinocyclocheilus anshuiensis
Lineage: Eukaryota; Metazoa; Chordata; Actinopteri; Cypriniformes; Cyprinidae
Product: acyl carrier protein, mitochondrial-like
Exons: 5
Coding region: 22-534 (170 amino acids)
Biological process (GO): fatty acid biosynthetic process
Cellular component (GO): mitochondrion; respiratory chain complex I
Molecular function (GO): acyl binding; acyl carrier activity
Source: RefSeq, a predicted model, not a curated record
UUUGGAUUCAGUGUGUCGCGCAUGCGCAGUGGCAGUCUCGUGCAUUGUGGGAGCGGAUUGAGAAACAUGGCGGCGCGCAUCAUUGCCCGGUGUGUCCGAUCACUGAACCACCGUUCUGUAUAUUUUAAUCGUAUCAAUACUACCGCGACGUUAACAGCAGCUCCGCUCACCCAUGACCGAACAUUUUCAUAUCUGACUAAUGGACACAAAUCUCCGCUGGCGCAGAUCUCCAGCAGCUCAUUUCAGGUCUUGCAAUGGAGGCAGUAUGGUGACUUGCCCCCAUUAACCCUAGAGACUAUUCAUGACCGUGUCCUCUACGUCUUGAAGCUCUAUGACAAGAUCAACCUUGAGAAGCUUCAGGCUACAUCUCACUUCAUGAAGGAUUUGGGAUUGGACAGUUUAGACCAGGUGGAGAUCAUCAUGGCCAUGGAAGAUGAAUUUGGUUUUGAAAUCCCUGAUGCUGAAGCAGAGAAGUUGAUGACACCACAAGAGAUUGUUCAGUACAUCGCAGACAAGAAGGAUGUUUAUGAAUGAGCAUAAAUAAUCAUUAUAAAGAUAAUCCCAUCAAAUGACAAAGACCAUGGAGCUUUUGUCACAAAUUGUUUAUGUUUCUGCUGUUCUUCUUUAUUCUUUUUGUAUUUAGAUGCAUGUUUAAAUCAGUGUUCAUAAUUGUGUUGGUCUGCAGCAUUCUCUGCUAGAUACAUUCACAAGCUCCUCUUUCAAACAAUGAGAGUGUGCAAAUAAUGUGAAUGUCAUAUGAUUUCUAGAAAAUAAAGACUUUAAAUCAGUUUAAA